Molecule: messenger RNA, 606 nt
Organism: Amphibalanus amphitrite
Lineage: Eukaryota; Metazoa; Arthropoda; Thecostraca; Balanomorpha; Balanidae
Product: ribonuclease H-like
Exons: 1
Coding region: 1-606 (201 amino acids)
Molecular function (GO): nucleic acid binding; RNA-DNA hybrid ribonuclease activity
Source: RefSeq, a predicted model, not a curated record
AUGUACCUGUGGAGGAGCGCCUGCACGCCGUGGAUCGACGACACCAGGGUCCAGUUCAGACUUGACAUCGGCAACCACAUCAGCCGCACAGCACCACCCGACGUCCGGCGGGAGAGAGCGGAGGAGCAUCUGGCCACCCUUCCAGACGACGCCGUAUGGGUGUGGAGCGACGGCUCGGCGGAGGGAGGUGUCUCAGCCGGAGGGAGUGGAGCGCUGAUAAUCCUCCCCUCAGGCGAGGAACACGAGCUCCGAGCCCCUGCAGGCAAGAUAUGCAGCAGCACCCGCGCCGAACUGGUGGCGAUCCGCGGGGCACUGGAGAUGCUGCUGCGGCUGGAGGGCGGCCUGGCGGAGAGCCCGGUCAUCGUCUGCGCCGACUCGCAGGAGGCGCUCGCCACACUGGCGAGUGGGGCUGGGAGCCAGGCGACAGCACUCGGCGCCGCCGUAUGGCGACUGCUCCUGGCGCUCACGGACGGAGGACGCCGAGUCUUCAUGCAGUGGAUCCCAGCGCACUGCGGAAUACCCGGCAAUGAGAGAGCGGACGUGCUGGCUAAAGAGGCAUCCAGCCUGUCGCAAGACGCCGUCCCACGGACGUCCGCUCGAUGGUGA